Molecule: messenger RNA, 1989 nt
Organism: Amphibalanus amphitrite
Lineage: Eukaryota; Metazoa; Arthropoda; Thecostraca; Balanomorpha; Balanidae
Product: TWiK family of potassium channels protein 7-like
Exons: 3
Coding region: 357-1451 (364 amino acids)
Biological process (GO): potassium ion transmembrane transport; stabilization of membrane potential
Cellular component (GO): membrane
Molecular function (GO): potassium ion leak channel activity
Source: RefSeq, a predicted model, not a curated record
AGUGGUCGCGCCGACGCCGCGAGGACAGCACUAUUUAUAGGUGCUCCGGUAGGAUUUUUGAGCGUUGCCCCAGUGGAAACUCGGGCAGGUGCGGGUGAGGCAAGUGGCGUGGGCGGUUGCGUUGCGGCACGUGGCCCGAGCUCGAAGCGUGCGCAGCUGGGAGCAGCAGCGGAGCCGUUCGGAGCUGCUCCCGGAACAGGAUCCCGGGAGCGAGCCGAGGAGGGGCGGCUGCCGUCCGUAUGUCGGGCGGGCGCCGGCGCCGCCCCGUGCCGACGUCCCCGGAGCCGCGCCGCCCGGCCGGCCGCCGCCGGCGGCGACCCAGCUAAUAUGUCGACCGAUGGCGGGCCAGCUGUAGCAUGGCACUCCGCAGGCGGGCGCGCCGCCGCGACAAAACCUCCGGCGAAAAGUUCAAAGACUGCUGCCGCGGCUUUGUGGCAUUCGUCUUUAGCAACGUGGGCAUCAUCGCGCUGUUCCUGGGCUACGCCAUCAUAGGGGCCAUAGUGUUCAACAAAAUCGAGGGCGAGAGCGAGCGCGAGAAAAAGGACGACGUGGUGGAACUGCGCCGGAACACGGUGCGCGAACUGUGGGAGAUCACCUACACGUUCAACGUCAUGUUCGAGGGCAACUGGACCGAGAUGGUGGACGAGAAGAUCCUGCAGUUUCAGAACAGUAUCGUGAAGGCCGUGGGGGAGGGAUAUGACGGACGCGCCGAGGUGGCCUCCCAGUGGACCUUCUCGGGAGGCUUCCUCUACUCGCUGACCGUGAUGACCACAAUCGGUUACGGCAACAUCGCGCCUCGCACCAGCAUGGGCAAGAUCGUCACCAUUUUCUACACGUGCAUCGGGUUCCCGCUGUUCCUGCUCUACCUGUCCAACAUUGGCAGCGUGCUGGCGCAGAGCUUUAAGUGGCUGUACGCCAAGCUGUGCAAGUGUCGGCCGGCGCGGAUAGAGGUGCUGGGGCCGCCGGUGCCGGAGCCCGAGCCGCGGGACGAGGACGAGGAGGCGCCGCGAUGGCCCGACGAGCUCGGCUCGUACCGCAGCCAGCCGGCGGCGGCCAGCUCCGAGGAGGCCUCCUCGAGCGGCUCGAGCAGCUCCUCCGAGCUGGACCUCAGCACCGUCACCGUGCCCAUCUCCAUGUGUCUCAUCAUCAUGGCAGUGUACAUUUGCGGCGGCGCCAUGUUCUUCGCGCGGCUGGAGGAGAACUGGGACUUCCUCACCAGCUGCUACUUCUGCUUCAUCAGUCUGAGUACGAUCGGGUUCGGCGACUACGUGCCCGGCGACUCGAUCCGCUCCGAGACCGGCAGUGUCGAGACCGGCUUCGUGCUCACCUCCAUGUACCUGAUGCUCGGCAUGGCCAUCAUUGCCAUGUGCUUCAAUCUGAUGCAGGAGGAAGUGAUACAGAAGGUACGCUCGUGCGCGCGCUGUCUCGGCUGUUUGCGUGGCCAGGGCUGAGUGUCGUGUGCGCCAGUGCAGAGGGUGUGGUCGGGUGGCCGAGACAGGGGACGAUGAACGGUGAUCGGUGAGCGGUGGAAGGUUAACGCCACGGCGAGCGGUGAACGUUCCUCUCUAGAGAGAGAGAGAGAGCCGACCUCUGGACAGGAGAGCGACGGACCAGAGCCGAUUCGGCGGUAGCGGGCCGGAACCAGAGUGCGCCUCACAGCUCCCGACUAUCGCCACCAAUGACCGUGAUACCGACGUCCGUCAGAUGUCCACCGCCGGAUGCCCAUGGUAUGACGAGUCCCGGGCCCGGAUACCGAGCUUCCCAGACUCACCAAACGCUCGCCAGAACUCGGAUGGAGCCACCCCGGCCGCGGGUCUGUAUGUGUGUGUGCUGCGCGCGCGUGUGUGUGACAUACUUGGCCAGCGCGGUCGCUGAGACUCACUCAUCUCUGGUACCUCUCGCGUCACGGCACAUUUUUUAUCCGCGCCACUGACGCCGUCUACAGAUGGUGAAUGACCUAUCCGGGUCGUUGACAAUGAUUUGUUAGCU